AUGGUCUCAUUGACAAGACUUUCUUUGAGAAACAAUCAACUCUUUGGUAAGAUUCCAAUAGAAAUAGGAUCAUUGGAUCAACUUGAAAAACUAGAGUUGGCAAGAAACAACUUUAGCAGCUCAAUCCCCAAAGAGCUCGUAAGACUUUCCAAGUUAUUCCCCUUGAACUUGAGUAAAAAUAAAUUUGAAGCAAGCAUUCCUAUUGAGUUUGGUCAGUUACAAGCUCUGGAAUAUCUUGACCUUAGUGAGAAUAUAUUGUGCGGAGCAAUACCGAAAACACUUGGAACAUUAAAGAUGCUAGAAAUUUUGAACAUUUCGCAUAAUAAUCUCUCUGUGAGGAAUAACACAGGUUUAUGUGGUAAUGUCACUGGCUUAGAUCUUUGCAAUAAACAUAACAAUGACCCACAAAGUCAUAUAAACAAAACAUCGAAGCUAUUAGUAUCGUUGUUUGUUUGUUUUGUGACUAUAAUUCUAGUAGUGGGUGGAAUUUCCUAUAUUCUGAUUCAAAAAUCAAAGAGUGCAAAAGGCCACAAUGGAAAAUCUCUAACUCUCAAUCUUUUCUCUGCUUGGUGUUUUGAUGGGGAAAUUUUGCAUGAAAAGGUUGUUGAGGCUACUGAGGAUUUUGAUGACAAAUAUCUUAUUGGGGUUGGAGCACAAGGAAGUGUUUAUAAAGCUGAAAUACUUGAUGGUCAAUUUUUUGCUGUGAAGAAACUUCAUCCAAAUUGUAAUACAGAUUUCUCUAAUCUUAAAGCAUUUUCAAGUGAAAUUCAAGCAUUGACAGAGAUCAAACAUCAUAAUGUAGUGAAGUUAUUUGGGUUCUUUUCAAAUACACAUGUAUCAUUUCUUGUUUAUGAGUUCCUUGAUGGUGGUAGCUUGGAUCAUAUUUUAAAAAAUGAGAUGCAAGCAUCUACACUUGAUUGGGAUAAGAGGGUAAUUGUUAUUAGAGGUGUGGUUGAUGCAUUGUUCCACAUGCACCAUGGUCUCUCAUGUCCUAUGGUUUAUCGCGACAUAUCAAGCAAAAAUAUUAUGUUAGAUUCAAAAUAUCAAGAAGCUCAUAUAACUGAUUUUGGAGUAGUUAAGUUUCUAAAGCUUGACUUGAACAACAUGACCUCAUUCACUGGCACCUAUGGCUAUGCCACUCCAGCAAAUGAGAAAUGCGAUGUUUACAGUUUUGGCGUUCUCACGUUAGAAAUUCUAAUGGGAAGACAUCCAAGAGAGUUGAUUUGUUCUUUGAUAGAGAUUCGAACAUCUUACAAUUCACUAUUUAAGGAUGUGUUGGAUCAACGACUUCCUCCACCCUCAAGCCCAAUUGUAGAGGGACUAAUGCUUCAUGCAAAAAUUGCACUUGCUUGCUUGAAUGAAAAUCCACAAUGGCGUUCAACCAUGGAACAAGUAUCUACGAUUUGGCUCAAUCUCAAUGAGUGGGAUACUAUACUGAAGAAAACACAAUCUGCCAUGGUGGCAUUAGGUGCUGAUUCAAGCCCUCAGGUCUAUGCUUUGCAAACAGAAGCCUUGCUUAAGCUCUUCAGACACAAAGAGGCACAUAUACUGUGGACUGUGGAUUAA
This is a messenger RNA of Prosopis cineraria, 1566 nucleotides long. RefSeq names its product MDIS1-interacting receptor like kinase 2-like. NCBI's taxonomy places the organism in Eukaryota, Viridiplantae, Streptophyta, Magnoliopsida, Fabales, Fabaceae. The transcript has 6 exons. The record is from RefSeq and is a predicted model, not a curated record. Bases 1 to 1566 code for a protein of 521 amino acids. Gene Ontology annotation, molecular function: protein binding; ATP binding; protein kinase activity. Gene Ontology annotation, biological process: protein phosphorylation.